AUGACAUCCACCAUCCUUGGCUUCCAGCCACGAGAGGGUCUCACCACCAAUCUCAUUACCGCAGUUGCACUCAUCUGCUUGGGGUCGCUCCAGUUUGGCUACCAUAUGGCUGAAUUGAACGCUCCUGAGUCUAUCAUCUCGUGUCGUGAGUCCAAGCCAGGCCACAUCAGCUACGAUGACUCAUGGUUUGGACGCCAUGGGUUCGAAAAGUGUAUUCCCUUGACCACCGAGCAAUUGGGCUUGGUUACGUCCAUUUUCAGUAUUGGUGGAUUGAUUGGAUCGUUCUACGUGGGCUCAAUUGCUGACAGAAUCGGUAGAAAGAAGACGAGUUUGUUGCACAACGCGUUGUACUUCAUUGGCUCCGGGAUCAAUGGGUUGAAUAAUGGCCACUACACCUUUUUGUUGGGGAGAUUCAUCGCGGGUUUGGGUGCUGGGUCUGCCAUUGUGCUUACGUCGUUGAUGAUCAACGAGAUCUCUCCACCCCAACUCAAGGGCUUGUUGGGCUCAAUGAACCAGGUCUCCAUCAAUGUGGGGAUCUUGGUCACCCAGCUACUCUCGUUGAUAUGGACUAACGACAACAGCUGGAGACUCUUAUUAUUAACUGCCUCUGCCAUUGGGUUCGUCAACUUUGUUUUGAUCUUCUUAUUUGUGGAGGAGUCUCCGUUCUGGCUCGCCAAUAACGGAUAUCGUACCAAAGCCAUUGAAGUGUUGUACCAUCUUAGAGGUGGUGACUACAAUAGUGCCAAAAAUGAAGUGCUUAGCUGGACUAAGCAUGGCCAACUCGCAGACUCUGGGCCAGGAUUGAGCGACCACGGAAGUUUAUUGGAAGAUGAAAGUGAAGAUGAACCCAGGCCUCAACAGGCAGCAACUUCGGUGAACUUGGAAACAUACUUGAAGUCCUCGGAAUACAACAAAUCAAAAUUGGUAGCUACUGGUAUUUUGGUGUUCCAACAGUUUGAUGGUAUCAAUUCCAUCAUUUUCUACGGAGUUUCAGUUUUGGUUUCCAUCUUCCCAAAUUCCGCCAUUAUCAUCAACUGUUUGAUUUCAACCGUGAACUUGGUGGUCACCUUUGCUUCCGCUACACUUGUCGAUCGUUUGGGCCGUAAGCCCUUGCUUUUAACUUCAGUGACCUUCCUUGGUAUCCUGACAGCAUUGAUGGGAUUUGGAAUCAUUCUUACUAGCUCUAUUCUCUCGAUCGUUGGGACUUUCACAUACAUAACCUUCUUUGCUAUUGGAUUGGGUCCCAUCCCAUUCUUGUUGGUAGGUGAAGUGACUCAACCCAAGGCAAAGGCACUGGCACAAAGUUGGGGUACCACAAUGAAUUGGUUAGCUACAUUCAUUGUGGGUUAUAGUUUCCCUAUCUUGAAGAACUCCUGGAUCGGAGGAGGUGUAUACUUCAUCUUCACUUUUAUGUGUGCCUUGAGUUAUUGGUUCAUCAGCAGCCAGAUUCCUGAAACUAAGGGCCGUGACACUUACGAGGAAGUUUGGGGAUUGCCCAGAAUCGAGUAA
Molecule: messenger RNA, 1509 nt
Organism: Suhomyces tanzawaensis NRRL Y-17324
Lineage: Eukaryota; Fungi; Ascomycota; Pichiomycetes; Serinales; Debaryomycetaceae
Gene: HGT18
Product: Hgt18p
Exons: 1
Coding region: 1-1509 (502 amino acids)
Biological process (GO): monosaccharide transmembrane transport
Cellular component (GO): membrane
Molecular function (GO): hexose transmembrane transporter activity
Source: RefSeq, a predicted model, not a curated record